AUGUCGGCCCGUCUCUUCCUCAAACUCAUCCUGUUCCUUAUGAACUUCAUGUACUGGCUUCUCGGCGGCACGACAUUCCUUAUGGGCCUCUAUUUGUUCAUAGUGAGGGAGCGCAUCCUACGGCGCUACGUCGACCUAACCUUCGAUCCCGCCGUGUUCUUCAUGGCGUUGGGCUCCGUCAUGUUCCUGCUCGCCACCUGUGGCUGCGUCGGCGUCCUGCGCGAGAACGUCCGCCUGCUGUGUGUCUACUGUUCCGCCCUGACCCUUCUACUGAUGGUCGCCAUCGCCGUAGCGCUCCUCGCAUUCCUCCUGCCGAGUCUCAGCGUCCGAGGACGGCUUCCCAUCGAAACUACUCUUCGGAGGGCCAUAGUGAUCUACAGGGACGACCCGUCCCUCGAAGAACUGAUCGACCUACUACAGUCAUCCCUGCGUUGUUGCGGCUUAACGUCCAACGGUUACCUGGACUGGCGCUUCAACGCUUACUUCAACUGCUCGACCUGGAAUUACAGUCGCGAGCGAUGCGGCGUGCCCUAUUCGUGUUGCAAGGACAUCGGACGGUUACCCAACGUCAUGUGCGGUUACGAUGUGACGGACGUGUCGAAGACAAACUUGACGGCGGUGGAGCAGCGUAUUUACACGGGCGGCUGUCUUCGUGCCAUCGAACACCUUGUGCGGGAGAACGGAGUGCUGGUCAGCGUCUUGUCGGCAGUCACGGUAGGGUCGCUCGCUGUGGGUCUGGCGUCCUCUUGGGUCUUGCUGGACUCUAUCAAGGCAACGCGGAUUCGAGCCCAAGCUAACCAUUGCGAUUUAGGAGAGGACCUCAAAGAACGACGAUGCAACUAUUUAUACUAG
Ixodes scapularis (black-legged tick) is the source of this 852-nucleotide messenger RNA. Its product is annotated as tetraspanin-33-like. The coding region runs from base 1 to 852 and encodes 283 amino acids. Lineage: Eukaryota; Metazoa; Arthropoda; Arachnida; Ixodida; Ixodidae. Gene Ontology annotation, biological process: protein localization to plasma membrane; protein maturation. Gene Ontology annotation, cellular component: membrane. The record is from RefSeq and is a predicted model, not a curated record. The transcript has 2 exons.